CGUAGCACGCUGCCCGCACAAGCCUGUCAGCCAAAAUGAGCGACAUUUGGACGCGCCUGACGCAGGGACGCAACACGCAGCAGCGCGAGCUAGCGCCAGGCGAUCGCGAGGGUGCUAGGUUGUACCUAGAUUUUAACGACUGCCUUGAUGCCCACAAGUACACUGUCUUCUAUGGCGUGGCUGCGGUUACCAUUCCCUGGUCCUACAUGAAGAAGAGCGUCGGGCCCUUUUUCAUUGGCGUCAUCCUCAGCACCCUGCCCGACCUUAUUUAUGCCAACUGGCGCUGCGAUGACAAGUUCAAACUGUUCCAGUCCCACUGCGAGCAGGUGGCCGCAGCCAUGCAGCAGCACCAGCACGCGGCGGCGCAGCAGCAACAGCAGCAGCAGCUACAGCAGGCGAGCGCGGCGGCCGGCAGCGGCCGCAGAUGAGCGGCGCGACGGGUGGGCCGAUGAGCACAGGCUCAAAUUGGCUCUCUCUUACACUAAGGCGGCGUUUGCCCACAGCUAUGGGCGGCCAGGGGCAAUUCUACCAGAGGCAGCAAGCUGCACCUGACCAUACCAGCAAGCAACACAUCAAUUGCUGCAGACCCACGCCACGACCUCGCCUCAGCGCCGGCAAGCGUCCCCGCGUAAGGCCAUGCCGUGGAGCAUGACCGCAUGUGACGCGCGCCACCACCUGCAAGUGCGCGUCCCCCCGGGGGGGCAUCCUCGCUCCCGCUUGCGCAUGUACUCCCGCGCAGUACGUACGACUCGCACACGCGCACACAGCAGCAGCAGCAGCAGCAGCAGCAGCAGCAGCAGCAGCAGCCUGUUGCCGUGGGCCUCUGCUGGCGCGCGUUGACUGGUAGCUCGCAACGGAGCGAGCUGGCCAAACCGCCUCGGCGGCCGCCGCUUUCGCAACACUUUGCAGGCGGCUGAAGCGGGAGUAGGGCAGUAGGGCAGCUCCGAGCAGGAAGCCAUGGAGCUAGCUGGCUUGCGGGUUGAGGUAGAGUUAAGGGUGCCGCGUGGCAGUGGAGAAGGGUGUGUGGUUUGCAAAGCCGCUCACAUGCGAGGACGCGCAGGAGUUGCAACGGAGCUCGCGUUCACGGUUGCACAGACAAUUUAAAAUGAGGUGGGACCGUGGGAGGUGUGCCGUUUCCGGCUCUCCACCCAGGCUCCGCAGGCGCCUGCCUCUCGGCUCACGCGUUGUACAGUUGCGGUGUAGCCGGCGUGUGCUAUGAGCGCGUGACCGUGUGAGGUACCGUCAUGCUUUCAGGCUUACAUAGGGGACAAGCCCGGUAUCGCCGUGCAUGCAAUAUAGAUGUACCGGUAAAGUGAGCAGUGUCCCGGUACGCCCCUGCGGCGCUCGCACGCCGUGGCCAGCAUGACGCUGUCUGUAUGGCGCUUGCAUGGAGCAUGUGAGGAACCAAGUGUAGUCUUGUCCCA
Messenger RNA from Chlamydomonas reinhardtii, 1424 nucleotides. RefSeq lists its product as uncharacterized. The transcript has 5 exons. The coding region runs from base 36 to 428 and encodes 130 amino acids. Lineage: Eukaryota; Viridiplantae; Chlorophyta; Chlorophyceae; Chlamydomonadales; Chlamydomonadaceae. The record is from RefSeq and is a predicted model, not a curated record.